AUGAAUAAAAUAAAAAAAUAACUAUUAUACACUAAUAGUAUUUCAACUAUUGAUAGAUUAUUGAGAUUGAAUGUUAAUGAAUCAUUAGCCGUCAAACAUUUAUCAAAAUUAAGUUUAGCUACAAAAUAUACACUUCUAAAAAAAGGCUCUGCAGAAUUGUAGUAAUUAAUAUUAAUGGAUAUGUCAAAUAAAUCACUUCCACAAAAUUACACUAUUGGAUUGCUAUUUAAUAAAUUAUUUUAAAAUAUUCUAAGUUUUGGAAUUAAACCUGAUUAACCAUACUAUAAAGAUAAUCUCUUAGAACAUUUAAGUCUAUAAUAAAAAAUUAAACUAUUUUGCAAAAAUCACCAUAAAUAUUUUAAUGAUAAUAUAAAGGAUCAAAUCCUAGAAGAUAUUGAGAAUUAAGGAUCCAUUAAUGUCCAAUCUAAAUAUUUAUUAAAAUGGCUUUAUUUAUAGGAUGAUAAUACUUAUUAAUAAUAUCAUACACUUGUUAUAAAUAUUGUUUUGAAUUAAUAAAAUGGAGAAUUAGAUUACAAAUCUCAUAAAUACAUUAGUUUACUAUUUGAAAAACUUUCAUAAUCUUAAUUUGAAAAUGUUAAAUUAUUCUUAACAAUUUACAGAGACCUUGUUCUAUCAUUCAUGAUUUCAAAAAAUUCACGAAAUAGAAUUUUACUAAAACUUUAACUUAAUAAGUAAUUGCAAUUGAAUUACCCAUUAAAACAAAUUGAAUUGGAUUCUUAAAAAUAUAAAGAUUUAGAUUGUUUAGCUUAUAUUAAUUUUUAUCUUAAAUAUUCAGAGAAUUUAGAAUGGUUAUUAUAAUUAAUAUUAUCAAAAAGAGUUAUUAAUCAUCAAUAUAAAACUUAAGUCUUAGAACUUAUUAAUCAUAUUAUUUAAAUUAAUUAAUGUUAAUAGUAUUAUUAAUAAUUAUUUGACUAGAUUAUGGAUGCUUUUGAACCUGAGGAAGUUUUCUAUCAGGAACUUAAAUAAAUCUUUAGUUUUUUAUUAAUUGUUAAAGAUUAUCCUGAAAUAAUUUUAGUUUAAUUAUUUAGAAUAUUAGCUGAUAAACAUAUACUCUUUGAUCCUUAAGAAUUCUCUAACAUAUUAUUAUUAGUGAAUCAAUUCUAAGAUGUUAACAUUUAAGAUUAACAUUAAACUUAUCAAAUUUCUAUUUAUGAUGAAUUAAGAGACUAUUAUCUAAAAAAUUCAUUACAGAUGAGCAAAGAAGUGCAUUAAAUCUUUAUUCGAUAAACAGCAAAUAAAUUGAGUUAAUGA
Molecule: messenger RNA, 1272 nt
Organism: Paramecium sonneborni
Lineage: Eukaryota; Ciliophora; Oligohymenophorea; Peniculida; Parameciidae
Source: the annotation of a GenBank genome assembly